Molecule: messenger RNA, 2058 nt
Organism: Schizophyllum commune H4-8
Lineage: Eukaryota; Fungi; Basidiomycota; Agaricomycetes; Agaricales; Schizophyllaceae
Exons: 4
Coding region: 1-2058 (685 amino acids)
Biological process (GO): magnesium ion transport
Cellular component (GO): membrane
Molecular function (GO): magnesium ion transmembrane transporter activity
Source: RefSeq, a predicted model, not a curated record
AUGAACCUUCCCUCUGGCAACGAUGAUCUUUAUUCCGCCACCGAUGCGCACGUAUCUAUCCCCCUCGGCAUCUUCAUCGGUCUUCUGGCGUCAUUCGUGCAGUCGCUGGGCCUCACCAUACAACGGAAGAGCCAUGUCAUCAAUGAAGGGCUACCUGAAGGCGAGCGCAAGGUGGAACAUCGGAGGCCGAUGUGGAUUGUAGGCUUCCUAAUCUUCAUAUCCUCCAACAUUCUCGGCUCCCUAGUGCAAAUCGCGUCGCUCCCUGUCGUCAUCCUCGCCCCUCUCGGUGCAGUCUCACUCCUUUGGAAUGCAUUCUUCGCAAGGCUCAUCCUUGGCGAUGUCUUCUCGCCCUGGAUGGUGCUGGGUACAGUUCUCAUAGCAGGAGGUGCCGUCCUCAUAGCUAUAUUCGGCAUAGUGCCAGAGCAGACACGAUCGCUCGAAGACCUACUGGAGCUAUUCAGACGACCAGGUUUCGUCGCUUACUUUAGCGUCCUGGGCGUUGUAGUGGCUAUCGCUCUGAUUUUGACACACGCCCUUGAGUUUACUGUCUCGCGACGACUCAAACGUGAAGCCGCGAACGCGCCAGAAUCCCUCAGCGACCCUGAGAAUCCCCCACCUACUGUGCUCACCACCGGACUCUCGGUCAAUGUUGCGCACGAGGCUGUAGACGAACGAACCCCGCUUAUAGACCCAAAGGCGUCGUCUGCAUCCUCUUACGCCGAAUCUAUCUCCUCUCAUCAAUCUGUCGAGGUGGACCAGAAGACUCGCCGCAUGCGCGUACUUCUCGCCAUAUCCUACGCAUCCAUCUCGGGAAUAUUAUCUGGGAUGUGCCUGCUGUUCGCGAAGAGCGGCGUCGAAUUGCUUAUGCUCACCAUACAAGGCGACAACCAAUUCUGGCGUUGGCAGGCAUGGAUCCUGGUUUUGGCGCUUGGCGUGUUCGCUCUCUUGCAGCUUUGGUACCUUCAUAAGGGCUUGAUUCUCGCCGACCCAACACUUGUGUGCCCAUCGGCUUUUUGCUUCUAUAACCUAUCUUCCAUCGUGAACGGCCUUGUUUAUUACGACCAGUUCGCGCUCAUCGCUCCGUGGCACCUCGCCCUUGUCGCAGUGGGGAUGGUCAUACUCUUGGGCGGCGUCUGGGUUGUCAGCAUCCAGACCGACGACAAAGGCGAGGUCGACGAGAUAUGGAGCGGCUCCGAGAGCGACGAGGACGAAGAGCCGCUGAUUGACCUCAACGAUGAGGAUGAACAAGGAGUCGAUGGCGGUACCAGCAUUCGCCUGGAACAUACAGGAAGUCCACACACGCUCGUCGAUACUUCCAUCCCCGGCGAAGCGAACGAAAGCUCCACACACGCAGCGGACACGUCGCCCAGCUCAUCCGCUCCGUUCUCUUCCCGCCGCUCGGUUGGCCUCAAAUUGUCCAUUCCUGGGCGCAAGCAAAGGUCCAGCUUGUCUUCGGCGCCGCCUCCUUCUGCCCCACCCCAUGUCUCUACGCACGAUCCCUCUCCCUUAUCUCCACCUCUCGAACGCCCCUCGCGCUCAAGACAUCGAACCUCUCUGGAUUAUGGUGGUCUCGGAAGCCCGCCAUUCCGACCUUCUCGCGAAGGUCGCGUGUCCUCGCAUAGUCGGGCCCUAUCUCCUCCGCCCAUAGUGCCCGGGUUCCAGAUUGGUCUCUCUGCCAUGAGCCCGGGCUUCUCCGUUGUUCCCAAACAGAGCGCGCACGAACGCACCCAUACGCAUACAGGGAAGCGGCGGCGACAAACAGAGUUGGGUGGGGGAACUGCGGGCAUGAUGAGCCAGAGCGUCAGCAUGGGCCUACCUGGUGAUACUGCAGACCCUAGCAAGCAACCCCGGCGGCGGACUGUUAGCGAAGGCGAUGUGCAGGGCCAGCUGAAUCAGCUUGCACGAGGGGGAGGCGCUGUGGAUGCUGCGCAUGAUGCGGCACCUCCUGCUGACGACGCUCCAGAGGACCGGAUGAAGGACAAGGGAAAGCAGCGAGGCGGACAAGGCAGUCCCAGUAACGUUAGCGGGUCAUGGCUCAACAAGUUGCUUAGGCGAUAG